Acanthamoeba castellanii str. Neff is the source of this 1134-nucleotide messenger RNA. Its product is annotated as Gpatch domain containing protein. Gene Ontology annotation, molecular function: nucleic acid binding. The transcript is spliced from 6 exons. The record is from RefSeq and is a predicted model, not a curated record. Gene Ontology annotation, biological process: regulation of ribosome biogenesis. Lineage: Eukaryota; Discosea; Longamoebia; Acanthamoebidae. The coding region runs from base 1 to 1134 and encodes 377 amino acids. Gene Ontology annotation, cellular component: nucleolus.
AUGACAACCCCGGAGAUGCCUUCCUACAAGAGCGAGAGGUGGCUCAAGCAGAUGGGUUGGGAAGAGGGCAAAGGUCUGGGACGUAAUCAAGAUGGAAUGUCCGAAUACAUCAAAGUCUCCAAGAAGACUGACACCUUUGGGAUCGGCGGGUCACGGUUGACGGAUCGCGAUAGGCAGGGCUUUGGCUGGUGGGACAACCUUUACAACAAGGCCGCCGCCAGCGUUCAAGUCGAUCCCACCGCGGCACCGACCAUAAAGUCCAACGCGAGCGCUGCCAAGUCGAAGCCGACCACCAACUACGGCGCCCCGAGCUUCGUGAAGGCCGAACACAAGUACCAAACGCUGGCCGACAAGGCGCAGGAAGAGGAGGAGCAGAAGAACGGCGAUGAGGAGAGCAAGCCCCAGCAGCAGCAGACCAUGCAGCAGAAGUUCCCGCAGUUCUACGGCGGCGCGUUCGUCUCCGGUGGAGCCUUCGUUCUCGGGGCUUCGACGAAGGACAGCAGCGAUAGCGAUAGCAGCGACAGCGACGACAGCAGCGACGACGAGGAGAAGAACUAUGCGUCGGGCCUCAACGAAAACGAUCUGCUCGCGGUCUGCGGCGGAAGGAUCCUGUCGCAGUGGAAGUACCCGGCGCAGGGCCGAGCGAAGCGGUUGGCCGAGCACGAACGGCAGUGGAAGGAGAACCGCGACAGAGAGCUGGCGCUCGAGAAGGAGAAGGAGAAGAACGAGGAGCAGGGACAAAAGGAGAAGAAGGAGAAGAAGGAGGAAGUGGUCCCCGUGGCCACGAAGGACAAGACGACAGAGGAGGAGGAGACAAAGAAAGAAAAGCGGAAGAAGAAGGAAAAGAAGGAGAAGAGGAAGAGGAAGGAAGAGGAGAAGAAGAAAAAGGCGAAGAAGGCGAAGAAGGAAGAGGAGGGAAAGACGAGCAAGGUGAGCAAGAAGCGAAAACGAGAGGAAGAGGAAGAGGACGAGGAGCCGGAGGAGAAGGAGGAAAAGGAGGAGAAGAAAGAGAAAAAGUCAAAGAAGAGCAAGAACAAAAAGGCCAAAACGACGGACGACAAGGCAGACAAGAAGAAGAAGAAAGAGAAGAAGGACAAGAAGAAGAGAAAGAAGGAACAAAAGUCGAGCGAGUGA